This is a messenger RNA of Harmonia axyridis, 1948 nucleotides long. Its product is annotated as choline transporter-like protein 1. The transcript is spliced from 14 exons. NCBI's taxonomy places the organism in Eukaryota, Metazoa, Arthropoda, Insecta, Coleoptera, Coccinellidae. Gene Ontology annotation, cellular component: membrane. Gene Ontology annotation, biological process: transmembrane transport. Bases 189 to 1838 code for a protein of 549 amino acids. The record is from RefSeq and is a predicted model, not a curated record. Gene Ontology annotation, molecular function: transmembrane transporter activity.
CAAUGUGCAAGUACCUUGUUUUGCUAAAGUCUAUCCUGUUAUUUGCCGGUGGGUUGACUUAAAGUCGAUUGGAUAAGUCGAAUGCUUAGUGAUUUGUAUAUUGAAAGUGAGAAAACAAACGUGUUCUUUGUUUGUUAUUAGAAUCUCAGGAUAUAAGGUUUUUUUGAAUCGAACCAAAUUUCCCAGAGAUGGAACAAACAGUCUACGAAGAGAGCCCAAUCCAACAGCUAUACAAGUUCCGUAACUUGGCUUCUAAUCCAAAUGAUCCAAAUGACAUUAGUAUACCUGCCACACCUGAGACUAGAAGCGUAACUGACAAAAACUAUACAAUUGUGUUUGCCAUUGGUUUGAUUAUUUUGAUACCCUUUCUUGGUUACACGUUAGCGCAUUCAGAUAUAAACAAUUUGGCGGAUCAUGAUGGUUGUGGUAACUUAUGUGGCCAGGAAAACAAGAAAUAUGACGAGUGGAAUUGCACAGGACAGGAUUUCAGGAAUAAGAAAUGGUUGGCUAUGACCUUCAAUGGCAACGAAUGUACUGAUACCUGCAAAAAAGAUUAUUUUGGAUGUUUUUCGGAGAAAGAGGUUUUCGACCCUGUUGAGAAGUUCAAGAAAUUUUUGAAUGGUAUAGAAGAAGGGACAUGGAUCAUAAUGACAUCAUUAGUGACAUGCAGUGCAUUAUGUUUGGUUAUGCUCCUUCUUUUCAAGUAUGCUGUUGAUUUCACGGUUUGGUUUCUUCUCAUAGGUGGUAUGGGUGUAACUGCAAUUGGAGCAUGUUUGUCUUGGGGACAAUAUCGAAGAUACGCUACCUAUAACGGAGACAGUAAGAAGGCAAAAAAAUAUUUCGAGUUGGCAUUAACUUUAGGACUUAUAACGGUUGGAAUGGUAAUUCUUUUAAUUUGUUUCAUCAAGAGGGUGAAACUGGUCAUUCAACUGUUUAAAGAAUCAGCCAAAGCUAUUUUUGAGAUUCCUGGUAUGAUUUAUUUACCCUUUCUGACAUUUGUUCCUGUGAUUCUGUCUCUGGUCCUUUAUACUGUUCUAUGCUUUUACAUGUACACGGCCAGAACAUUACAACAAGUCGGUAGCAACUUAGAGUAUGAUUUUGAUGGAGCUAUGGUUUUCACGCUUAUCUUAAAUUUUUUCAUGUUCAUUUGGAUUGCAUUGUUCAUGUAUGGAGCACAAUAUAUGAUCAUUUCUGGAGCAGUUUCUGCUUGGUUUUUCACCAGAGACAAAAAUUACUUGGACAGACCAUUGAGGACUUCUUUCAUGGUCUUUGUAAAAUAUCAUUUGGGUACAGUAUUCCUUGGAUCCUUGAUAAUAGCAAUUGUUACAUUCAUCAAGGCGAUUUUGAGGAGCUUGUCGUCGAAUAACAGAACUCGUUGGAUUGUUGAAUGCUGCUGCAACGAAAUUCUUGCAUUCUUGAAACUGUUCUCCAAAAAUGCUUACGUUCAAACAGCGAUGCAUGGCCAGCCUUUCUUCAAAUCUGGUGGACGAGCAGUGAGUUUGCUGGUCUCCAACGUUGAGAAUGUCAUCGCCAUCAACUCCAUUGGUGACUUCAUCCUUGCUAUAGCUCAGGUUUUGAUUGUUGUUAUCAAUAGUCUCCUAAGCUAUCAGAUCGCUAAGGCAUCAGAGAACGAGAACUUGGCUGGCAUUUUCAUAAUUUGUUUGAUUUUCAACAUUUUUAUGGUUAUAACAUUCUUUGCCAUAUUCGAAGCUACCAUAGAUUCAAUGUUCAUGUGCUUCUGCGAAGAUUCGCUGAUCAAUGAUGGUAUGUCCAGGCCAUACUACAUGACCAAAGGACUACGUCAAUUAAUCGAAAAUAGUAAGGCUGUUUUUCAAUAGAUUAACUAGACAGGAAACAAUGUUUUAAUUUUUUUAUAUCCAUUUACCAAAUGUUGAAUAUUUUUACAUCAGUACAGUGUAUUUCUGUGAAUAAAAAUCUUUUAACUUAA